GAGCACGAAUGCGGCCUUGAUAAUCGCUUUUCAAUAAACAAGAAGAUUAAGAUUUGACUCAGGCUGGUGGCGAAGGCUAGAGGUGGUGGUACUUUGGCUCAAUCUCAGUAAGCUCUGCAUCAUAUUGCGUUUGAUAGUGAAACGUGGUAGACGGUGAGGCGAUAGUGAUAAGGAAGACGGCGGACACGCUAAGUAAAGAUGAUAAGACAUUAUAUCUUGGGCUGCGUUUUAGCAAGCUCCUUAAUCCUUUUGGUAAGCUCCUUCAGAGGUGACGACUUUGCUGAUCUCCCAGGUCCUUAUUGUGAAAACAUUGGAUGCUGCAACAAUAGAUUAGAUUCUUGCUCAGUGCCUAUUUUGGGUACAUUAUGUUACUGCGACGAGUUUUGUAACUCUAGUAGAGUGGAUGACUGUUGCCCAGAUUACUGGUCGCACUGUAGAGGUAUAACUUUCCCAACUACAGAACGAACACGUCCAACACCCCCACAACCCCCAGAGAACAUAACCGGAUGUCAGUGGGGCGACAGAACCCUCUUCCUUAACCAAAAAGUUAAGGAUAACUGCAAUGAAUGUACAUGUGCCAGACAAUCCGAACUCUUGUGCGAAAGAAAUGUAUGUCUUGUUGACCAAAACAUCAUUGAAACUGUAAACAGAAAUCCAGAUGAGUUUGGAUGGACGGCUCAAAACUAUUCCGAAUUUUGGGGAAGAACUUUAGACGAUGGAGUCCAAUUCAGAUUAGGGACACUUCCACCUCAGCGUUUUGUAAUGACAAUGAAUCCCGUCAAAAGAAUUUACGAUCCAAACUCACUCCCCAGAGAUUUCGACUCCAAUUCAGUCUGGCGUGGUUUAAUCACUGGCAUUCAAGAUCAGGGAUGGUGUGGAUCGUCUUGGGCUAUCUCAACAGCUGCUGUUGCAUCUGACAGGUAUGGUAUCGUGUCUAAAGGAAAAGAAGCAGUUACGCUCAGUGCUCAAAACUUAGUCUCCUGUGAUACUCAAGGACAACAAAGCUGCACUGGUGGUCAUCUUGAUAGAGCGUGGUCAUUUACUAAAGCUUACGGUCUUGUAGAUGAAGACUGUUUCCCCUACGUGGCCAGAAACGAAAGAUGCACAAUCAAACGAAGAGGAACUCUAGAGGCGGCUGGCUGCCGGCAACAACGAUUUGCUGAAAGAAGAGGAAGAUACACCGUAGGACCUGCCUACAGAUUAGGAAACGAGACUGAUAUCAUGUAUGAAAUUACUAGAUCUGGUCCAGUUCAAGCUACAAUGAAAGUUUAUCACGAUCUGUUUACAUACAGCGGAGGAAUAUACAAACACUCAGAUUUGGCUGUCAACCACAAACAAGGUUACCAUUCUGUAAGGAUUGUUGGAUGGGGUGAAGAAUAUAACUACAGAGGAGUUCAAAAGUACUGGAAAGUAGCCAACAGUUGGGGUGCCAACUGGGGAGAAGACGGAUAUUUCAGAAUCGUAAGAGGAACCAACGAAUGUGAAAUUGAGUCGUUUGUUAUCGCUUCCUGGCCACACGUAUCUAGAAAGAUUUUAUUGUCAAACGAAUUGGGAACAAACUCAGUAUAUUAAGCAAAAAUAUGUUGUAGACCGUUUUAAUAUCUCAUGACGAAUAUCAUCACAACGAUGUUUGCAUUCAUGUUUUUAUUGUACACCAAAAAUCUUUGUAAAUUCCGUGAGAUUCAUAAACUGAUCUACUUUUAUUCAAGCUUUACUGUUAUUUGUGAAAAUUUAUACUUACCAAAUAUUUUUAGUGUUACUAAAAUGCCAUACAAACCAUUAUAACAAAGUACUUAAGCAACGAUGGUGAAAUUGUUUUAUUUCAUUCAUUACUUUUAUUAUAAGAUUUAUAAGUUCGUAGUACCUAAUGUAUUUGUCAAAAAAUUGUUAUGCCAAAAGAUCUUACAGCUCGUACUGUUACACAGUAUUGUGAUUUUUGACAGUUUGUUCGAAUAUUAGGAUUAGGUUUCUUAUCUGAUUUUUGUAUGUAGUGUCAUUUUGUAUUAUUAAUAAAUGCUAUAAGCGUCA
Messenger RNA from Diabrotica virgifera virgifera (western corn rootworm), 2028 nucleotides. It is a transcript of the gene Swim, whose product is annotated as tubulointerstitial nephritis antigen-like. The record is from RefSeq and is a predicted model, not a curated record. The coding region runs from base 199 to 1572 and encodes 457 amino acids. Gene Ontology annotation, biological process: proteolysis. The transcript is spliced from 9 exons. Gene Ontology annotation, molecular function: cysteine-type peptidase activity. Lineage: Eukaryota; Metazoa; Arthropoda; Insecta; Coleoptera; Chrysomelidae. Gene Ontology annotation, cellular component: lysosome.